This is a messenger RNA of Penicillium angulare, 756 nucleotides long. RefSeq lists its product as uncharacterized. Gene Ontology annotation, cellular component: cytoplasm. The record is from RefSeq and is a predicted model, not a curated record. NCBI's taxonomy places the organism in Eukaryota, Fungi, Ascomycota, Eurotiomycetes, Eurotiales, Aspergillaceae. The transcript has 5 exons. The coding region runs from base 1 to 756 and encodes 251 amino acids. Gene Ontology annotation, molecular function: cysteine synthase activity.
AUGGAGAAAACAAAUAACAACCCGACACCAUUUCUCGGCAGACUCAAACACAAAUCUGUCGCGGAUUGCAUUGGUGCGACGCCUCUCGUCCGCCUUAAUCAUCUGCCUACCGCACUAGGCAUAAAAGCCCAAGUCUUUCCGAAUCUCGAAUACUUGAAUCCCGGCGGCUCAGUGAAGGAUCGGAUCGUGAAGCCCUCGAGCGGUAAUACUGGGAUCGCAAUUGCUCUCAUGGCGGCUAUCAAGGGCUAUAAAUGCAUCAUCACACUCUCCGAGAAAAUGUCGCUGGAAAAAGAGCAGAUCUUGAAAGUACUAGGCGCAAGAGUCAUCCGCACCCCAGCUGGAGUCUCUAUCGACUCCCCAGAUUCCAUCAUCAGUGUUGCAAAACCGCAUGAAUACGAAACCGCAGAGGAGCUAUGGUAUCAGACAGAAGGACAUAUCGAUUCAUUUAUCAGCGCAGGUGGUACUGGAGGUACAGUAAACGAAGUCCUGGAUCAAUAUGGACCUGACUUGUGGAUCAAAACGUCUGAUGCCGACUCAUUCAAUUAUGCGCGUCGCCUUGUGCGGGAGGAAGGGAUUCUGUGUGGGGGAUCCUCGGGCGCGACUAUCGCAGCGUUGGCACAGCUUGUCAAGUCUCACCGUGAACUUAAUGUGGAGGAUAAAGUCAUUGUUGGCAUCUUGGCUGAUAGUCUUCGGAAUUAUUUAACGAAAUUUGCCAAUAACGGGUGGAUGGCAGAGCAGGGUUAUAGUGUUGUUUGA